Messenger RNA from Salvia miltiorrhiza (redroot sage), 1305 nucleotides. Its product is annotated as phosphoribosylglycinamide formyltransferase, chloroplastic. The transcript has 5 exons. Gene Ontology annotation, molecular function: phosphoribosylglycinamide formyltransferase activity. Lineage: Eukaryota; Viridiplantae; Streptophyta; Magnoliopsida; Lamiales; Lamiaceae. Gene Ontology annotation, biological process: 'de novo' IMP biosynthetic process. Bases 103 to 1002 code for a protein of 299 amino acids. The record is from RefSeq and is a predicted model, not a curated record. Gene Ontology annotation, cellular component: chloroplast; cytoplasm.
AGAACACCCAGCUUCGCCCUGUUUUCAAAAGCAUAAACCCCACUAUUGAGCUCCAAACCCCUGUUUCAUCUGUAGCCAGCUUUUCGGCCUAUUUCAAUUUUCAUGGAAGUCCAAAAUGCAAUUCUUCGCGGUUGUAAUCAUGGAGCGGUCUCUUCCAUUCGAACCAGCAAAACUCAUGUAUUCACAAAGUUGCCCAAAUCAUUUUCGUCCCAAACCGCCUCUUCUAGUUCUAAUGGGGUUUCUCUUAAAAAUCAUCUUCCUUCUCAAAUCAAGAGAAAUUUUCGGUGUAGCUAUAGCAUCCAGAAUGUUGAAUGUAAAGCGGUUUCUGAUGCAGAAGAAGAUACGCCCAAAGCUAAAAUUAGAAGGAAAAACCUGGCAGUGUUCGUUUCCGGCGGUGGCUCCAAUUUCAGAUCAAUUUACGAGGCCACUCUUAAGGGUUCCGUACACGGCGACGUUGUUGCUUUGGUCACCAACAAGCAUGAUUGUGGAGGUGCAGAGUAUGCCCGGGAUAAAGGUAUUCCUGUUAUUGUUUUUCCUCAAAGGGAAGAGGUGCUUUCUGCAGAGGAUCUUGUCAUUUUAUUGAGAUCUUACAAGGUCGACUUGGUACUUCUAGCUGGUUAUCUCAAGCUUAUUCCUGCUGAAUUGAUCAAAUGUUAUCCAAAGGCCAUACUGAAUAUACAUCCUUCGCUUCUUCCAGCAUUUGGGGGGAAAGGGUAUUAUGGUAUGAAGGUGCACAGAGCAGUAAUUGCUUCUGGAGCAAGGUAUUCUGGUCCUACAAUCCACUAUGUUGACGAACAGUAUGACACCGGUAGUAUCCUUGCUCAAAGGGCAGUGCCGGUGCUUGCAAAGGACACAGCUGAGGAGCUAGCCGCAAGAGUUCUUCAUGAGGAGCACAAAUUAUACGUGGAGGUAUGCGCAGCAUUAUGUGAAGAACGGAUCACCUGGCGGGAAGAUGGUGUCCCACUCAUCCGGAGCAAAGAAAACCCAAAUGAUUAUCACUAGCAUUUAACAAUAUCUGAGAUUUUGCAUCCUAACCAGGAUUGGAUCAUGGUUUUUGGGUGGCUAGGCAAGAUUCUUGUAAAGCGUCUACCAACACCCUAGUGUUAUAUGCCAUUUCAGCCCUUCUCCGUCUUCAUGGCUAUCCAGAAUUCCAGAUGAACAAACUGCUGCUAUGGUUUAUCCACAAUCUCCAAGUAAAAAAGAUUGCUUUCUAAAUCUAGUAUCAUGUAUUCCAUAUGGGACAAAUCAGACACUUGGAUUCAUUCUAUAUGUAAUUACUUUCAAUUUUUAUGUCUUCAUUGACUC